This is a messenger RNA of Elephantulus edwardii (Cape elephant shrew), 300 nucleotides long. RefSeq names its product S100 calcium binding protein Z (gene S100Z). Lineage: Eukaryota; Metazoa; Chordata; Mammalia; Macroscelidea; Macroscelididae. Gene Ontology annotation, molecular function: calcium ion binding. The record is from RefSeq and is a predicted model, not a curated record. The coding region runs from base 1 to 300 and encodes 99 amino acids. The transcript is spliced from 2 exons. Gene Ontology annotation, cellular component: cytoplasm.
AUGCCCACCCAGCUGGAGAUGGCCAUGGAUACCAUGAUUAGAGUUUUCCAUCGGUACUCUUGCAAAGAAGGGGACAAGUUCAAGCUCAGCAAAGGGGAGCUGAAAAUGCUCCUGCAGCGAGAGCUCACGGAAUUCCUCUCGUGCCAGAAGGAUCCCCAGUUGGUUGACAAGAUCAUGCAGGACCUGGAUGCCAAUAAGGACAAUGAAGUGGAUUUUAAUGAAUUUGUGGUCAUGGUGGCAGCUCUGACUGUUGCUUGUAAUGAUUACUUUGUAGAACAAUUGAAGAAAAAAGGAAAGUAG